AUGACAUCAAACACCAACUACACUAGUGUCGAUGACAGCGCUGGAUCUCAGGCUGCUUCAGGCCUCGGUGACAAGAUCAAGGGCUCUUGGAACGUCUUCCAUGGCGCUGGCGAGGGCAUCCGUGGCAACGUCAACUCUUUCCUCGACAAUGCCGGCGAGCAGCUCCAGGGAAACGAUGCUGCUGCCGCGGCCCAACAAUCUAGCCACAGGGGCGAGCGCCCCGCAGGCGUUGCCUCCAAAGGUGCGGACGAGAUCCAAAAGGGCGUUGAACAGAUCCGAAGGUGA
This is a messenger RNA of Cryptococcus wingfieldii CBS 7118, 285 nucleotides long. RefSeq lists its product as hypothetical. The transcript is spliced from 4 exons. NCBI's taxonomy places the organism in Eukaryota, Fungi, Basidiomycota, Tremellomycetes, Tremellales, Cryptococcaceae. The record is from RefSeq and is a predicted model, not a curated record. Bases 1 to 285 code for a protein of 94 amino acids.